CGAACAUGGCGGCGUCCGCGCCCGGCCUGGGCGGCGCUGCGGGCCCGGGCCCCGAGGCCGGGGACUUCUUGGCGCGGUACCGCCAGGUGUCGAGCAAGCUGAAGAAGCGGUUCCUGCGGAAGCCCAACGUGGCGGAGGCGGGCGAGCAGUUCGGGCAGCUGGGCCGGGAGCUGCGCGCCCAGGAGUGCCUGCCCUACGCGGCCUGGUGCCAGCUGGCGGUGGCGCGCUGCCAGCAGGCGCUCUUCCACGGGCCUGGGGAGGCGCUGGCGCUCACCGAGGCCGCCCGCCUCUUCCUGCGGCAGGAGCGCGACGCGCGCCAGCGACUCGCCUGCCCGGCGGCCUACGGGGAGCCGCUGCAGGCCGCCGCCAACGCCCUGGGCGCCGCCGUGCGCCUGCACCUCGAGCUGGGCCAGCCGGCCGCCGCCGCCGCCCUCUGCCUGGAGCUGGCCGCCGCCCUGCGCGACCUGGGCCAGCCGGCCGCCGCCGCCGGCCACUUCCAGCGCGCCGCCCACCUGCAGCUCCCGCAGCUGCCCCUGGCCGCGCUGCAGGCGCUUGGCGACGCCGCCUCCUGCCAGCUGCUGGCGCGCGACUACAACGGCGCCCUGGCGGUCUUCACGCGCAUGCAGCGCCUGGCGCGGGAGCACGGCAGCCACCCGGUGCCACCGCCGCCGCCGCCGCCGCCCCCGCCGCCGCCUCCGGGGCCACAGGUCGGGCCCGGCGCGGCCCCGGCCCUGCCCGCCGCGCUGCUCCCUGCGAACGGCGGCCCUGCGCCCGCGCCCUCUCCCGCCACGCUGGGCGCCUUCUCCGACGUGCUGGUCCGCUGCGAGGUGUCCCGCGUGCUGCUGCUGCUGCUGCUGCAACCGCCGCCCGCCAAGCUCCUGCCGGAGCACGCCCACACUCUGGAGAAGUACUCCUGGGAGGCUUUCGACGGCCACGGGCAGGAGAGCGGCGGCCAGCUUCCUGACGAGCUGUUCCUGCUGCUGCAGUCCUUGGUCAUGGCCACCCACGAAAAGGACACGGAAGCCGUCAAGUCGCUGCAAGUGGAGAUGUGGCCACUGUUGAGUGCCGAGCAGAACCACCUCCUUCACCUGGUUCUGCAGGAAACCGUCUCCCCCUCGGGACAGGGCAUCUGAGGACUCACGUGAACGAAGGCACUCGUUGCUUGCUACCAAACGUCGUGCGUCUCCCUUGGCGUUUCGGGGGGGAAAUACAAGUCGUGGAUGCCGGCAAAGUUCUACCUUGGUUUCUCGUACUCCUCUGGCCACUGUAGCAAUAUAGUUCACUGGGAGGUACCUGUGUCCCAAAGACUGACUUCCAUAACGGAGGGAGGGAAAAACAACCAGGACAACGUGAUAGAAUCAGAGUGGAAGACAGGGCUCUCUUCCCCAAGGCUGCAACAUAAGAAUGAGAACCCUCUUGCGGCGCCUGGGGUGGCUCAGUCCGGGGUCUGAUUUCAGCUCAGGUCAUGAUCUCGCUGUUAGUGAGUCCGAGACCUCC
Molecule: messenger RNA, 1497 nt
Organism: Lynx canadensis (Canada lynx)
Lineage: Eukaryota; Metazoa; Chordata; Mammalia; Carnivora; Felidae
Gene: F8A1
Product: coagulation factor VIII associated 1
Exons: 1
Coding region: 6-1133 (375 amino acids)
Biological process (GO): vesicle cytoskeletal trafficking
Cellular component (GO): early endosome
Molecular function (GO): protein binding
Source: RefSeq, a predicted model, not a curated record